CUGGUGAACCAGUGUCAACGUUCAAUACGUCCAUACGCAGACACAUGUAGUAAACAUCAUACUUUUACCUUUAGUGAACAUUUUGUUAAGCAAACCGACGUUAUUUUUCCUGACAACGCAAUACGUGAGUCAUCUCGAGUGAGGAAACCGUUGGCAGAUGAAUUGUUUGCAGAUGAGAUGGAUAAAUACAAUUUAGUGGAUGAUCCGCCUCCGCCGUACGGUGCUGUGCCAACAGCGAAUGUGCCGCCGCCAAUUGGAUUAGCCGGCAUUCAAGUAAGACCGAUCGUCAAUUUCGGACCGAUAAAUCAACAUUGCGUGUGUCCAAAUUGUCAUGCCGAUAUUAUGACGACGGUGACAAUACGUCCAAAUUUUCGGACGCACGCAUUAGCCGCCUUCCUCUGUAUCUUUUGUUGCCCCUGCAUGUGCGUACCGUAUUUGGUGGACUCCUGUCAAAACAUUGAUCACCACUGCCCCAGUUGCAACGCCUACUUGGGAACUUACUCUUAAUUAUCAAUUUUAAAACCAUUAUGUAACAUUAGUGCACUAUGAUUACAGUUUCCUAAUCUCAUUAUAAUUUUAUAAUAAAUAUUACCUUUGC
Messenger RNA from Nicrophorus vespilloides, 598 nucleotides. RefSeq names its product lipopolysaccharide-induced tumor necrosis factor-alpha factor homolog. The coding region runs from base 178 to 507 and encodes 109 amino acids. The record is from RefSeq and is a predicted model, not a curated record. Gene Ontology annotation, molecular function: zinc ion binding. Lineage: Eukaryota; Metazoa; Arthropoda; Insecta; Coleoptera; Silphidae. The transcript has 4 exons.